CACCAUCCUGCACUAAAAACAAAACAAAACAAAACAAAAAAACAAUAAAGGACGUUAAAGAAAAGACCAGACAACAAGGCGAGCAAUGCUAUCUUCUGACAAUGCCUCAUCACCACCGUUAAGAGUGAAGCAGGAUGAAUUUCAUCUUCUACACAUUCUUGGCAUACUUUUAUUUGGGAUCGCAAAUAUUCCUUCUCCAUACCCUGCUCGUCCAGCCCGCUCAUUCUCACCCGCAGCCCUGCCACAUCCUUGCGCGGAUAGGACACACCGUGCGCCUGGGUGCCCUCCUGCCUCCCCGCCAGUCGGUCCGGGUGCGGGCGGCUCUCCACCGCGCCCUCAGCGGUCUCGCCGAAAGCGGCAACAACUUUCUUCCGUACAACUUGAGCCUGGACGUGGUGGCUCGGGAAGCCCCGAGCGGAGACCCCGAGUCGCUCUUCAGGUGUGUGUGUCAGGAUAUAGUGGUCCAGGGGGUCUCGGCUGUGCUCGCCUUCCCUCAGACGCAGGAGGAAAUAGUGCAAAUGGAAUUUAUGUCCUCUUUUUUGGAAAUUCCUUUUAUAAGCAUCAUUGAGCACGGAGAGCCUCUCAAAACCCAGAAUCGCUUCCACUUGCAGAUGACAACCCGUAUUCCCCCGUCGGGACUGGUGGAGCUGCUUCUAGCCGUCCUGCAGCGCAGUGGCUGGGAGGAGAGCAUGGCGGUGCUUUGCCAAGGCUGGGAGGACGCUGGUCUUCUGGAUCUCCUGAAACUCACAAACUCCGGCUGGGGACCCUCACACUGGCACCUGCGGGCCGCUCUGAACCUCUCCCACAGCACACCUCACAUGGCUAAUAUUUCUGACUUCCUGUCUGAGCACUUUAAUCAGGACCUUUCUCCACCCGCCUCGGUCCUGCUUUUCGGGGCCGACCCGGAGUGUGCCUCUUCCGUUCUGCGCAGUGCGCAUGACCUGGGGCUGACAUUGCCCACAGUACAUUGGAUUAUGGGACAUCCCCUAAGCCCAGACGCCCUUCAUUCUAUUGGUCUACCUUUAGGACUGUUGGCCUACGGAGAGGUCGACCACAAACCGCUGGACUACUACAUCCGUGAUGCCCUGCAGUUGGUCAACCGAGCUGUUACUGCGGCCACAGUUGUACGGCCUGAUCUAGCUCUCAUCCAAAAUAUGGUAAACUGUUUUGACAAACCCAACAAACAUGAGCUGCCCUCAUCAGGACAGUACAUUGCCAGGUUCCUCUCUAAUACGUCCUUUGUAGGGUUGACGGGCCCUGUCAGCGUUCAGCGCAACCUCUCCCGUGUACUCACCUCUCAGAGGGUCCACAUUUGGAGUCUACGCCGUGAUGCCGUCGGUCAGCCCACGUGGGUGACUGUAGGCAGCUGGGAAGGUGGUAGGUUGGAUGUAGAGGAGCAGGGAUUAUGGCAGGGAUCGCCCCCUCGGCAGCACACCGAGGGCCAGAUGGGCAGGGUGGGUCGUAGAUGGCGGGCCGGCUUUCCUGUGUCGGGGAGUCGUCUGCGGGUAGUCACUCUAGUGGAGCACCCGUUUGUCUUCACUCGAGAGGUAGAUGAGGAUGGGAACUGUCCCGCUGGGCAAUACUGUCUGGAUGCAGGGACAAAUAACUCGGAAACCCUGGACCACUUGUUCACCGAACGGGCUCAAGGCAACAGCAGCUUUUUGCCACCGGAUUUCAGCAAGUGCUGCUAUGGAUACUGUAUUGAUCUGCUGGAGAAGCUGGCAGAGGACAUGAACUUUGAGUAUGACCUGUACAUAGUUGGGGACGGGAAAUAUGGAGCAGUCAAGGGUGGCCAGUGGACAGGGUUGGUGGGCGACCUGCUGAGCGGGGUGGCUGAUAUGGCUGUUACCAGCUUCAGCAUCAACUCAGCUCGCAGUAAAAUGAUCGACUUCACCAGUCCGUUCUUUUCCACGAGUUUGGGAAUACUAGUGCGCAGUAAGGACACGGCGGCACCCAUUGGAGCGUUCAUGUGGCCGUUGCACUGGUCCAUGUGGAUGGGCAUCUUUGUGGCACUGCAUAUUACGGCGUUCUUCCUUACCCUCUAUGAAUGGAAGAGUCCCUUCGGCAUGACGCCUCAUGGGCGAAACCGCGUGAAGGUCUUCUCCUACUCCUCAGCCCUCAACCUUUGCUACGCCAUCCUCUUCGGCCGCACAGUCUCCAGUAAGACGCCCAAGUGUUGGACUGGACGUUUCCUGAUGAACCUGUGGGCCAUAUUUUGCUUGCUGGUUUUGUCUAGUUACACUGCAAACCUGGCUGCAGUUAUGGUUGGGGAAAAGACCUUUGAAGAGGUCUCUGGAAUACAUGAUGCCAAGCUCCACCACCCAUCUCAGGGAUUCCGAUUCGGCACUGUUCGGGAAAGCAGUGCGGAGGAUUACAUGAAAAAGAGUUUUCCUGAGAUGCACGAGUACAUGCGAAAAUUCAACGAACCCACCACACCUGAUGGUGUCGCCACUCUCAAGACAGAUCCGCCUCAACUUGAUGCUUUUAUCAUGGACAAAGCCCUGCUGGACUACGAGGUGUCCAUUGAUGCCGACUGCAAGCUGCUGACAGUUGGAAAACCUUUUGCUAUUGAAGAGCAUGAUGUUGAUCUCUCUCAUUCAUCCCUUGAUGAGAUAAAUCCUUUUUUCUUUUCUUUUCUUUUUUUGCAGAAAAUCCACAGAGCACUGAACAUGACUUAUGAGGAUGUGAAACGGCAGCGGGCGAACACAGAGAAAAGUUGUAACAUCCAGAAAGCCCAGCCGCAUCCGCCACCUCCACCUGCUCCCCUCGGAUCCUUCGCCAGAUGGAACAACGAGAACGCCAAUGCGGCGCAGGAGCCCAAAGACAACAAGAGGGUCCAUUUCAACUUGGAGACCCUCAACACGCGCCGUCUCUUGCCCCGCGUCAUGUCCGAGGGGGGUCAGUCCAGCGCCACCUCCGCAUUGAGCUCCGAAGCUGGGACUUUACUGGCGAGAGUGUGUGAAAACGGAGGGCCCGUUCAGGGGCCCGCCUCUUCCUCAGUGAGAUCCUCAAGCCCCUCCAGAGACAGCGAGCUGGAGGAGCUCCAGGCCAAGAUCGAGGAAUUCCGCGGGCAUUUGAAAGCCGCUCUAGCUCGUAGGGCGGAGCUUCAGACUACACUGGCCAAAGAACGAGCGGCUGCCGUCAUCGCCCCGGCAACCACCGCAGCAGCUCCGCCCACAGUCACAGCCACCAUAUGCCCCGCCCUCACCAAAGAGCCAGCAGAUUUGAAAAGGUGAUGCUCACAAUGUCUGAAGUGAACACGGUACACAUGACAAUGGACAUGUUUUUCUAUCUUUCUCCUCCCCAAAAAAUCUCCCUGGACUCUUUUAAAAUCAUCACGCUAAGCAACACUGAUCCUAGGUAUGGUUUUGCUAAUGAUAAUGCUAAUAGGGCCUCAUGUGGCUUAAUUUCUAAAGCCCCGCUGUGAAAGCUGGAGCUACCUGGAUUUGGACAUUUGCGUUUGAAACUGUUGAAAGCAGCAAGCAAGUCCAUGCUUUCCUCUCAUAGCUUUGUUUAUUGAUGGAGCUUUCCCUCUGCCCGGCUGUUGUUUUCUUGGUGGAUAUGGAUCGGAAUAAACCCCU
Sinocyclocheilus grahami is the source of this 3581-nucleotide messenger RNA. RefSeq names its product glutamate receptor ionotropic, NMDA 3A-like. The transcript has 8 exons. Gene Ontology annotation, biological process: monoatomic ion transport. The record is from RefSeq and is a predicted model, not a curated record. Gene Ontology annotation, molecular function: ligand-gated monoatomic ion channel activity; signaling receptor activity. Gene Ontology annotation, cellular component: membrane. NCBI's taxonomy places the organism in Eukaryota, Metazoa, Chordata, Actinopteri, Cypriniformes, Cyprinidae. The coding region runs from base 135 to 3236 and encodes 1033 amino acids.